Molecule: messenger RNA, 2751 nt
Organism: Acanthosepion pharaonis
Lineage: Eukaryota; Metazoa; Mollusca; Cephalopoda; Sepiida; Sepiidae
Source: the annotation of a GenBank genome assembly
AUGCAGGAGAUACCUGUGUGGGGUUCAUAUAAUCUCUUUUCUUCCUCAUUCUUUUUUUCUUUUUCUUUCUUUUUUUUUUUCUUUUUCUUUCUUUUUUUUUUUCUUUUUCUUUUCUUUCUUUAUCUUUUUUUCUUUUUCUUUCUUUUCUUUUAUUUUUUUUCUUUAUCUUUUUUCUUUUCUUUUUUUAUUUUUUUUUUUUCUUUCUUUUUUUUUUUCUUUUUUUCUUUUCUUUUUUUUUCUUUCUUUUUUUUUUUCUUUUUCUUUCUUUUUUUUUUUUUUUCUUUCUUUAUCUUUUUUUCUUUUUCUUUCUUUAUCUUUUUUCUUUUUCUUUCUUUAUCUUUUUUUCUUUUUCUUUCUUUAUCUUUUUUUCUUUUUCUUUCUUUAUCUUUUUUUCUUUUUCUUUCUUUAUCUUUUUCUUUUUCUUUCUUUAUCUUUUUCUUUUUCUUUCUUUAUCUUUUUUCUUUCUUUUUCCUCUUCUUUUUUUUUUUCUUUUUCCUCUUCUUUUUUUUCUUUCUUUUUCCUCUUCUUUUUUUUCUUUCUUUUUCCUCUUCUUUUUUUUCUUUCUUUUUCUUCUUUUUUUUCUUUCUUUUUCCUCUUUUUUUUCUUUCUUUUUUUUUUUUUUUCUUUUUUUUUUUUCUUUUUUUUUCUUUCUUUUUUCUUUCUUCUCUUUUUUUUUCUUUCUUUUCCUCUUUUUUUUUCUUUCUUUUUCCUCUUUUUUUUCUUUCUUUUUCCUCUUUUUUUUCUUUCUUUUUCCUUUUUUUUUUUCUUUUUCCUCUUCUCUUAAUUGCUUCACCUUCAUUGCUUGAUAAUAGCUUAGAUCUCAAGAGCCCAAAAGUUGGGGAGUCGCCAUCGGCAAACCGUGAGCACGUCGAUGGCUUUUCUGAUGUCAUUGGGGGCAAAGGAGAUGAUGCUUUCUUCGUGAAAGUCGACUUGCUCAUGGAGGGCUCUAAAGAAGAUCGGAAGAAGGCUUAUACCCUUCUCCAUGAAAGUCAGGAGAAGACUCGCUCCUCAGCCUUCUCCCUUUUCUUCCUUUCUCAACUUUUGCCUUUGAUUGUUGUCAUAUCGGUCAUGAUUGUUCAAACAGAAGACAUAUCAAUUUUUAUUUUGGGGCAUACUUUGGUGAAACAUUUGGUUUUCUUUCUUUCCGUUUUUUUUCUUUCUUUCCGUCUUUUUUUUUUUUUCUUUUUUUUUUUUCUUUUUUCCGUCUUUUUUCUUUCUUUUCUUUCUGUCUUUUUUUUUUUCUUUCUUUCUUUUUUUUUUUUUUUUUCUUUUCUUUCCGUUUUUUUUUUUUCUUUUCUUUUUUCCUUUUUUUUUUUCUUUCUUUUUUCUUUUUUCUUUCUUUCCGUCUUUUUUUCUUUCUUUCCGUCUUUUUUUCUUUCUUUCCGUCUUUUUUUCUUUCUUUCCGUCUUUUUUUCUUUCUUUCCGUCUUUUUUUCUUUCUUUCCGUCUUUUUUUCUUUCUUUCCGUCUUUUUUUCUUUCUUUCCGUCUUUUUUUCUUUCUUUCCGCUCAAAUAUCUCUUCUUUCUUUCCUUUGGCUUCUUCUCCUUUUCUUCUUUCCUUUGACUUCCUCUCCCUUUCUUCUUUCUGUUCAAGCUGCCUUUUACUUCAUUUUUAUUUAACCUGCUCAUACCUGAUCAUCAUAUGCAAGUAUAAAACCAAUUCCGAAUUCACCUGGCGUCUGUCCAAGUCGACAUUUCAAAUGGCUGAGACUCACAAACCUCAGAGUAAGGAGAAGAAAGAAUUGCUCCUUCAAGCUCGGGAUUAUGCUAACGCUUCUAUUGCCUUGAAUGUCAAUUGUGCAAAUGCUCACAAAUGGUAUGCAGUCAUUGUUGGUAGCCUUACUGAAUAUUUGGGAAUACAUGAACAAAUUGAACUGGCCUAUUCAAUCAAGCACCACAUUGAAGAAGGUCUAAGGCUGAAUCCCAAAGAUGCAUUCCUUCAUUACAUGUUGGGCAGAUGGCACUAUAGGGUCUACAUGAUGACCUGGAUGGAGAGGAAACUUGCUGAUAUGCUGUUCAACAACAGACCGCCUGCUACAACACCUGAAGAGACAUUAGAACAUUUCAUGACAGCUGAAAGAUUACGUCCAAAGCAGUGGAAGGAGAAUUUAUUACAUAUUGCAAGAUGUCAUAUUCAGAUGCAACAUUAUUCUGAAGCUGUCAAAUGGCUUCUUCAGGCAAAGAAAGUAAAGCGUAGUGAGAUUGAUGAUGAAAAAACAGAUGAAGAUAUUGAUCACCUCCUCUCAAAAUACUUUAAUAUUAGUUUCUUUCCCUCUCCCCUUCCACUUUCUCCUCGGUAUUCUCCUCCCUCUCUCUCUCUCUCUCUCUCUCUCUCUCUCAUACUUCUUCUCCCUUUUAUUUUCCUCUCUCUCACAUUUCUUUCCCUCCCUUCCUCUCUCUUUUCUUCCUCUCCUCUCUCUUUUUCUCUUUUUCUUCCUCUCUUUUUCUCUUUCUUUUUCUCUUUCUUUUUCUCUUUCUUUUUCUCUUUCUUUUUCUCUUUCUUUUUCUCUUUCUUUUUCUCUUUCUUUUUCUCUUUCUUUUUCUCUUUCUUUUUCUCUUUCUUUUUCUCUUUCUUUUUCUCUUUUUCUUCUGUCUCUUUUCCUCUUCCCCCUCUCUUUUCCGCCUCCUCUCUCUCAUACUUCUUCUCCUCCCUUCCUCUUCCUUCUUCUCUUCCUCUCCCUCUUCCCUCUUCCCUUCUCUUUUUCUUUUCUCUCUCUUUUCCUCCACCCUCUCAUUUAUCCUACUCUCAUUAA